Molecule: messenger RNA, 648 nt
Organism: Vanderwaltozyma polyspora DSM 70294
Lineage: Eukaryota; Fungi; Ascomycota; Saccharomycetes; Saccharomycetales; Saccharomycetaceae
Gene: GPI11
Product: mannose-ethanolamine phosphotransferase GPI11
Exons: 1
Coding region: 1-648 (215 amino acids)
Biological process (GO): GPI anchor biosynthetic process
Cellular component (GO): endoplasmic reticulum membrane
Source: RefSeq, a predicted model, not a curated record
AUGCCUGUGAAGAAGAGGGCCAACGUUAAGAAAAGUGUUACGUUUUCUGAUGAUACUACAUUAUCCCAUCAUAAUACUAAAAAGAAGAAUAUAGAUCAUGACCAUCCUCCAGUAUUUGUAAGAAAGACCAUUAGGACUGUUCCAUGGCAUAUAAUUGGGUUAUUGUAUUAUUAUAUCUAUUUAAGUGAUGAUUAUGAUACAAUGAGAUUACUCUAUUUGCUGAUACCAUCUCAAGUUUUAUAUUUAGUGUUUCAAUUCAACAGUGCAACAAUCUAUGGUAAUAAGAUUUUGAAGAUUAAUUAUACUUUAAUUUUAAUUUCAUUAAGUGCCACGAUACUCUUAACUGUUCCAACCUUAUUGAUGAUUAUUGUAUUUGGAGCUCCUUUGGUUGAAAAAUUGAGGGAAAGUUGGCUAUUAGCAUUACAUGCUUGCUAUUUGGCAUACCCUGCUGUGUACUCGUUGUUCAAUUGUGAUUUCAAAGUAGGAAUCUGGAAGAUAUAUUUCAUUUUUAUCGUUUUAGGUGGUUGGAUAAGUUGUGUGGUUAUUCCAUUAGAUUGGGACAGAGAAUGGCAGGCAUGGCCAAUACCUGUGAUUGUUGGAAGUUAUCUUGGAGCAUUUGUAGGUUACUCAAUCAGUGCUUUCACAUAA